Messenger RNA from Dama dama (fallow deer), 3529 nucleotides. RefSeq names its product coatomer subunit delta. Gene Ontology annotation, biological process: endoplasmic reticulum to Golgi vesicle-mediated transport; Golgi localization; retrograde vesicle-mediated transport, Golgi to endoplasmic reticulum. The coding region runs from base 119 to 1654 and encodes 511 amino acids. The record is from RefSeq and is a predicted model, not a curated record. NCBI's taxonomy places the organism in Eukaryota, Metazoa, Chordata, Mammalia, Artiodactyla, Cervidae. The transcript has a single exon. Gene Ontology annotation, cellular component: COPI vesicle coat; cytosol.
GCGGCGCUCCUGUCAGGGGGCAGCAGGUCCGGAGCGGCUGGUCCUCCCCUUCCCCCGACCCCAGCCCUAGCCGCAGUGGAGCCGGAGCGCGUGGGUGCGCCCCACCACCGCCGUCACCAUGGUGCUGUUGGCAGCAGCAGUCUGUACAAAAGCGGGAAAAGCUAUUGUUUCUCGACAGUUUGUAGAGAUGACUCGAACUCGGAUUGAGGGCUUGUUAGCAGCUUUUCCAAAGCUCAUGAACACUGGAAAACAGCAUACAUUUGUGGAAACAGAGAGUGUCAGAUAUGUUUACCAGCCUAUGGAGAAAUUGUACAUGGUACUGAUCACUACCAAAAACAGCAACAUCUUAGAAGAUCUGGAGACCCUAAGGCUCUUCUCAAGAGUGAUUCCUGAAUAUUGCCGAGCCUUAGAAGAGAAUGAAAUAUCUGAGCACUGUUUUGAUUUGAUUUUUGCAUUUGAUGAAAUUGUUGCCUUGGGAUACCGGGAGAAUGUUAACCUGGCACAGAUCAGAACCUUCACAGAAAUGGAUUCCCAUGAGGAGAAGGUGUUCAGAGCAGUCAGAGAGACUCAAGAGCGUGAAGCCAAGGCUGAGAUGCGGCGUAAAGCAAAGGAAUUACAGCAGGCCCGAAGAGAUGCAGAGAGACAGGGCAAAAAAGCACCAGGAUUUGGGGGCUUUGGAAGCUCCACAGUGUCUGGAGGCAGCACGACUUCUAUGAUUACAGAGACCAUCAUUGAAACUGAUAAACCAAAAGUGGCACCCGCACCAGCCAGACCUUCAGGCCCUAGCAAGGCUCUGAAACUGGGAGCUAAAGGAAAGGAAGUAGAUAACUUCGUUGACAAAUUGAAAUCUGAAGGUGAAAACAUCAUAUCCUCCAAUAUGGGCAAGCGUACCUCUGAAGCAACCAAAGUGCAUGCUCCACCCAUUAAUAUGGAGAGUGUGCACAUGAAGAUUGAGGAAAAGAUCACAUUAACCUGUGGCCGAGAUGGAGGAUUACAGAACAUGGAGCUGCACGGCAUGAUCAUGCUUAGAAUCUCAGAUGAUAAGUUUGGUCGAAUUCGUCUUCAUGUGGAAAAUGAAGACAAGAAAGGAGUACAGCUACAGACCCAUCCAAAUGUGGAUAAAAAACUUUUCACUGCAGAAUCUCUAAUUGGUUUGAAGAAUCCAGAGAAGUCAUUUCCAGUCAACAGUGAUGUAGGGGUGCUAAAGUGGAGACUACAGACCACAGAAGAAUCUUUUAUUCCACUGACAAUUAAUUGCUGGCCCUCAGAAAGUGGAAAUGGUUGUGAUGUCAACAUAGAAUAUGAGCUACAAGAAGAUAAUUUAGAACUGAAUGAUGUGGUGAUCACCAUUCCACUCCCAUCUGGUGUUGGUGCUCCAGUGAUCGGUGAGAUUGAUGGCGAGUAUCGACAUGACAGUCGACGAAAUACCUUGGAGUGGUGCCUGCCAGUGAUUGAUGCCAAAAAUAAGAGUGGCAGCCUUGAGUUCAGCAUUGCUGGGCAGCCCAAUGACUUCUUCCCUGUUCAAGUUUCCUUCAUCUCCAAAAAAAAUUACUGUAACAUACAGGUUACCAAAGUGACCCAGGUAGAUGGAAACAGCCCUGUAAGAUUUUCCACAGAGACCACUUUCCUAGUGGAUAAGUAUGAAAUUCUGUAAUACCAAGAAGGAACCGAAAAGGAAAAUUUUCAAAUGAAGAAGCCAGCAGUGGCUGAAGAGUUUUUUCCAAACCCACAAGCCAUUGGAGACCCUUUUUUUUCCAAAUACAGUGCACGAUUCUCUGAGCGCAAGGACCCUCAGCUCCCCCUCAGUGUUUCAGUGUCACAGAGACAUUCUUUGGCAAAGCAGUGGCACACCAUACAGGGAAAGGCUGCUGAUUUCUUUGGCAGAUUUCCUGGCCAGCAGGAAAGCAAGCUCUCCAGAGAAUGCCCCCAGUUAAUCGUUCUUUCCCUUUGCCUAAGUUGUUCUUUUAUUUGAAUCCUUAAAUAUAUUAUAUUUCAUACUUUGUUUUUAAAAAGUAUUCUCUGCAGAAGAUUUUAAUCUUUCACACUUCUUUACCUUCAGUUUUUUUCUUUUGUAUAUCCAGUCAAGCCCUGGGGUCAUCUGCAUAUAGGCAUUGUAUCUGGCACUCCCGUAACAGGUUGAUCUAAUCCAGUCUUGAUUUUUGGACUAUACAAGUGAACUGCUUGAGGGGUAUGAGGUCUGCACAUUAAAAGAUGAGGUUGUCUUAUAUCCUCUUCCUAUAUCUAGUCAUCCCUCCAUUCCUUUGCCAAGCCAUUUUCCUUUCAGGUUUGUCGCUCUGCUUUAGAACACUACUGUGAAUCCUAUUGUGUCAAUAAUAAAGACAGCUGAGAAGCAGCUUUCAGAUGGCAUAGCCCCCCACUUCAAAGUGUCCUGGAGGAGAACGGUCAUGUCCAGUUAGGGAUUUCACACCCGCAGGUAAUCAUGUCUGCUGCUGGUGCUACCCAGCCUUCCGUUCUCCACAUUUUGGGUACUUCAGCUAAUACAUGAUAGCUCAUGGUCUUUGUAAUCCAUUCACAUUCCUGAGAUUCACCACCUCCCUCUUCCUGAAUGUUCUCUAUAUGUCAUCAGUUUUUUCCUUUCCAUCUGAAAUAAGGUUAUGAUUUUGGAGGCUGAACCCUCAGUGAGUCUUUUUGCCAGUGCCGUUGGCCCUAAACUGUCAAGAAGACUCCAGUUUCACCAUCAGAUUUUUAGCCUUUGAAGAUGCAGCUGAUUAUAUUGCUGUAUAGGAAUUGUUGAUAAUACUCCUUUCUAGCCUCCUCAACAUUUUUUUCAGCAGCCUAUCCUUCCCAUCUCUGAAAUCCUUCCUUUUUCUCCCCUAAGCCUUUUCUGUUGAGUGUCAUCAUGUAGCGGUGGUUUCUCAGCCCCCCAUCCAUUAUUUCUUCAGUGGAGAAGACUGCAUCAGCCAGCCUUGCGUUGUCUUUUAAUCUAGUAUUGCACUGGGGAUCAGUAGAGUUGUUGCCAGGCUGCAGCCACGGGCGGGGGUGGGUGGGUGGGAGAGAUGGAUGACAGUAGACGCCCUCCUGCACUCUCAGCUGGUUGGAGAGUACCACUCCACUCUGAACAUUUGGCCUUCCCUGCAAAGAGUGUACUGUACUUGAAGAAAGCAGUCACACACAAAUGGCCAUGGAUGGAAUUGUUUGCCAAAGAAAUUUCUGGCCUUUCCCUUCCCCUUAAUCACAUCAGGGAAGAAUCCUUAUUUCUAGCUUGGUUUCCACAUAAGGUUUUUUGAGGAAGGGGACUGGGACAAGAAAUCUGUCGUGUAGUUACGUAGACAAGGAAUCUUAUUAAUUCAGUUUUGUUUGAGAGUUGCUUGUCCAUAUGAUUUUUUAAAAGUGAGAUUUAGUUUCACAAAAACUUUUUUUUCUGAAAUUACUUUUGGGGUAAUAUUUAAAAUGAGAGACAUUUUGUAACCCUGUAAAAUACAUAGGGAAUAUAACAUUCCAGUGUACACACAGAAGACAGAUUCUUUAAUCAAAUAAAGAGUAUUAUAAAAUGAAAAAAAAAAAAAAA